AUGGAUCCCUCAAAAACAUAAAUGUUAAAGUUAUCAUAAUCAACAAAAGAAAGAGUGGAGGCUGCAAAAUAAUAUAUAGAGAAGAAAUAUCAAAAGCUUCUUUAUGAAUAAAAAGAGAAAAGAGAAAAAUGGGAAUAAUUAAUUCAAAAAUUGACAAAUUUGAAUUAUACUUAAAUUGAAUAACAAGUGAUAAAAUAGGACUUAUUUCAUAAAGAAGCUGAAAUAUUGAGAUUACAAAGAUAAAAGCUUAGCAUAAAAGAUUUUGAAUCAGUAGAGAUAAUUGGAAGAGGAGCAUUUGGUGAAGUCAGAUUAUGCAAAAAUAAGUUGACAAAUGAAAUUGUGGCAGUAAAAAAAAUGAAAAAAUCUGAAAUGCUUUAUAAAAAUUAGGUAUUGAAUAUAUAACCAAGGUAUGUCAUGUAAGAGCCGAAAGAGAUUUAUUAGCAGCAUCAGACAAUGCUUGGAUAGUUCAAUUGAAAUGCUCAUUCUAAGAUGAGAAGUACAAAAUUCUCUCGAUUGUAGAUACUUAUAUUUAGUGAUGGAAUAUUUACCAGGAGGAGAUUUAAUGACAUUACUUAUGAAGAAAGACAUCUUUACCGAAAAAGAAUCUUAAUUUUACAUGGCAGAAUCAAUAAUGUAAUAUAGAAUUUAUUUUAAAAAGGGCAGUUGAUUAAGUGCAUAAAUUAAAAUAUAUACAUAGAGAUUUAAAACCAGAUAAUAUUUUACUUUAGGCAGAUGGACAUAUAAAGUUAAGUGAUUUUGGAUUAUGUAAAUAUGUAGAAUCUCGUGGAACCAGAUUAGAUGAAAGAAUAAGUGUACAUAAACCUGAAGACAAAGGUAGCAACACUACAACCUUUAAAAGAAAUAGAAUUAAAGCAUAUAGUACAGUUGGAACACCAGAUUACAUAGCUCCUGAAGUUUUUGGGAAAUCUGGUUAUAAUGAGACUGCAGAUUGGUGGUCUUUGGGAGCAAUUCUAUUUGAAAUGCUUGUAGGAUAUCCUCCAUUUUUUUCAGAUGAUCCUUCAUCUACAUGUUAAAAGAUCAUUAAUUGGAGAAAGCAUCUUGUCAUUCCUCCUGAAGCCAAAUUAUCACCAGCUGCAACAGAUCUUAUUCUUAGAUUAAUGAGUGAUGCUUCAAAUAGAUUGGGUGUCAAUGGAGUCAAUGAAAUUAAGGCACAUCCAUUCUUUGCUGGUAUUGAUUGGAAGAGUUUGAGAUCUAAAGUAUCACCUUAUAUUCCAGAAAUUAAAUCUGAAUUAGAUACUAGAAAUUUUGAUAAAUUUGAAGAACAAGAACCUUGGGUACCAUAAGAGUAAUUAUUAAUAUAAUAAAUAUAAGUUCUGGCAAAUCCAUAAGAAAAGAUGUUAAUUUUAUAGGUUAUACUUUUAAUCGAGAAGUAGAAGUUUAAAGAUCUUAUCUUUUAUAAGCUUUGCUUGAUCUUGAUGCUUUGCAAGCUUAGAAAACAGUAAUUCAUUCUAUUUUUAUUUAGGUUCCUACUGAAUCUACUUUGAGUAAAUCUUAAGAGAAAAAAGAACCUUUUUCAAUUCAGUCAUUGCCAAUCAAUUUAUAAUUGGAUUCUGAUUUGUAAAGUAAAUUACUCAAAACAUAGAAAUUGUUAUAAAAUACUUAAUCUAAGUAAAAAUAUCAUUUAAAUUUAGGCCUGUUCUUACUACAAAAUAGUAAUAAGCACCAACUUCAAAACUUUAAUAAUAAUUAAGUUUAAGUCCAACUCAUUAGAAUUUCAAUUAACAAAAUUAUCUAAAAUAAUUGAUAAGUCCAUAAAAUAAAAAAAUGGCUAUUUCACCAUAAUCUAAACCUGUAAGUGAACACUAAAACCCUUCUUUAGCAUAAUUAUAUAAAUAAUUUGAAGUAUAGAAAUAAGCUAGUAAUACACAAAGGGUCUAACCUAAAUCAUAGAUUCAGAUUCCAAUUAAUAAUAAUAUUAUUAGUAAGAAAUGAG
This is a messenger RNA of Paramecium pentaurelia, 1954 nucleotides long. Lineage: Eukaryota; Ciliophora; Oligohymenophorea; Peniculida; Parameciidae. The record is from the annotation of a GenBank genome assembly.